AUGAGCUCGCACUUUGUGACGGCGGGGGAUGUGAGUGAGACUGCUGACGGUGUGCGGAACUUGGUGCAUGUCACAGAGAACGCCAUGGACAUUGAUCAGACCGGCGCCGCAUCGAUCGACGAGGGGCUCUACAGCCGCCAGCUGUACGUGAUGGGCCGCGAGGCUCAGUUACGCAUGGGGGCAUCCAAUGUGCUCAUAGUUGGGCUUAACGGCCUUGGUGUGGAGAUCGCCAAAAACGUCAUUUUAGCGGGAGUGAAGAGCGUUACGCUGCACGAUGAUACGCCUGCCAGCUCUCUUGACCUCGCGUCCCAGUUUUACCUGACAGAGGCUGACAUUGGCAAGCCGCGAGCGGCUGUGUCUGUAACGAGACUAGCGGAGCUGAAUCCUUACGUGCCUGUCCGAUGCCACAGCGGCGAGAUCUCGAAAGAUUUUUUGCUUGGAUUCCGGGUGGUAGUUCUCGUCAACGCCCCGCUGAAGGAGGCGAAGCGUAUUAACGCCUUUUGCCACGAUAAGUCAGUUGCUUUCAUCACGACCGAGGCGCGUGGCGUGUUUGGCUCGGUAUUCUGCGACUUCGGAGAUGAGUUUGUCGUGUCAGAUCGCGAUGGUGUGGAGCCUGUGAGCUGUUUGAUCUCGUCCAUUUCCAACUCUGCCCCCCCAUUAGUUACGGUGAAUGAAGACACCCGUCAUGGCUUGGAAACCGGGGAUUUGGUGUCGUUUCGCGACGUGACCGGUUUCUCGUUCUUGAACGACAGCAAGCCUAGAAAGGUAACGGUGACUGGCCCGUUCACGUUUACCCUGGAUAUCAUUGAUGAAGCCGACAAGAAGCUCUUUGAGCAGGGACCACCGUCCACGGGGGGUUAUGUUACUCAGGUAAAACAGCCUCUCCUGACCAAGUUUAAAAGCCUGGAGAACGCGCUUGCUGCACCCGGGGAGUUCUUGAUCAACGAUUUUGCCAAGCUUGGACGCUCCGAGCUUCUUCAUGUGGCGUUUCAAGCAUUGGAUGCUUUUCAGGAGAAGCACCAAGGAAGCUACCCGAAACCAGGUUGCAUGGAGGACGCGAAUGAGGUUUUCACACUUGCUUCUGAGAUCAACAGGCAGUCUGCUGCCAAAAAUCAGUUUACCAUUGAGAAUAUCGAUGGCGCUGACUCAAAAAAGAUCAUCCAAGCACUUGCAGCUGGCGCUUCUGGCGUGAUCUCCCCUAUGGCAGCUUUCCUCGGAGGUAUCGUUGGCCAGGAAGCUCUUAAAGCAUGCAGUGGAAAGUUUACGCCAAUUCAGCAAUUCUUUUUUUUCGACGCGGUGGAGUGUCUCCCGGACACAGUAUACGCCGGAGUUCCCGACGAGUUCGCGCCCACUGGCUCGAGAUACGACGGACAGAUUGUUGUGUUUGGCCGGCAGCUGCAGGAAAAAAUCAAGAGUCUGAACAUGUUCCUUGUGGGCGCCGGUGCAAUCGGUUGUGAAAUGCUGAAGAACUGGGCGAUGAUGGGUGUGGCGUCAAGUGAGGAUAGCACCAUCCACAUCACGGACAUGGACACGAUCGAGAAGUCGAACCUGAACCGUCAGUUCUUGUUUCGCUCGAAGGAUGUCCAGCAAGCUAAGUCCUCGGUUGCUGCUCGGGCAGUCAAGGAAAUGAACGCAGACGUUAAUGUACGGGCUUACGUGUCUCGAGUCGGUGCAGAAUCUGAAGGUCAGUUCAACGACGACUUUUUCGAGUCGCUCUCCGGUGUGUGCACAGCACUGGAUAACGUCGAGGCUCGUCUGUAUAUGGACCAGCGCUGUUUGUUCUACGGUCUCCCAAUGUUCGAGUCCGGUACGCUUGGCACGAAGGGCAACACACAGAUUGUCGUCCCACACAACACUGAGAACUACGGAGCCUCUCGGGAUCCUCCUGAAAAAAGUAUUCCCAUUUGCACGCUGAAAAACUUCCCCAACGCGAUUGAACAUACUCUUCAGUGGGCACGCGAUUGGUUCGAGGGUGAAUUUUAUCAAGCUCCUUCGGAUGUGAACCGUUACUUAGAGGGGCCCACAUUCAUGAAGGAACUCAAUGAGCAGCAAAACACCAAGGUUGAAACCCUAGAGCGGCUGAAAUACUCGCUUGUGGAUGAUCGCCCGAUGUCAUUUGAAGACUGCAUUUCAUGGGCGCGCUUCAAGUUCGAAGAACUUUUUAGCAACCAGAUCAAACAGCUUCUUUACAACUUUCCUCUAGAUCAGUUGACAACGACAGGUACUCCAUUCUGGUCUGGACCUAAGCGACCCCCAACGCCAAUUACCUUUGACGUGAAAGACCCGCUUCACAUGGACUUCGUUGUUUCCGUUGCUAAUAGUCGUGCGAAGAACUAUGGUCUUAAGGGACACACUGACAGAGACACGUUUGCCCAAGUCAUCAGCGGUAUUCACGUUCCGGAAUUUUCUCCCAAGAAAGGUGUGAAAAUUGCUGCUUCUGAUGCAGAGCUAAAGGAACGGGGGGCUGCCCCACCUCUUGAUGACGCGGAUGCCCAGUGCGACUUUAUUCUCAAGGAGUUGCCGAAGCCAGCAACGCUCGCAGGCUACCGCAUGGAGCCGAUUGAGUUUGACAAAGAUGACGACUCGCACAUGGAGGUUAUCGUGUCUGUUUCCAACCUGCGGGCGCGGUCGUACAAGAUCCCGGAGGAGGACAUGCACAAGUCUCGUUUUAUUGCUGGCAAGAUCAUCCCAGCCAUCGCCACAACGACAGCACUUGUGACAGGACUUGUAUGCUUUGAAAUCCUAAAGGUGUUCCAGGACAAGCCAUUGGACCACUACAAAAACGGAUUCGUGAACCUCGCGUUGCCGUUGUUUACCUUUGCCGAACCGAUUGAACCAAAGUUUACGAAGACAAUGCUUAAAGGCGAGGAGUACAAGUGGACGGCGUGGGAUCGUUUAGAAGUGGACCGUGGUGACAUGACGUUAAAGGAGUUUCUUGCGUACUUCGAGAAGGAAUACGACGCUGAGGUCUCAAUGCUGUCGUAUGGUGUCACGAUUCUUUACGCAAUGUACUCUGCGAAGUCGCGGUCGAAGGAGCGCAUGGCGAUGAAGAUCUCGGAUCUCGUGCGUACAGUGACUAAAAAGCCCAUCGACCCGAACUUGAAGUACCUCAUUCUAGAGGUGUGCGCGAUGGAUGCAGAGGGAGAAGACGUUGAGCUACCUUACCUGCGCUACCACUACAAGCAGCAGUAA
Messenger RNA from Phytophthora infestans T30-4, 3192 nucleotides. RefSeq names its product ubiquitin activating enzyme, E1 family, putative. Gene Ontology annotation, biological process: protein sumoylation. The transcript has 3 exons. Gene Ontology annotation, molecular function: SUMO activating enzyme activity. The coding region runs from base 1 to 3192 and encodes 1063 amino acids. The record is from RefSeq and is a predicted model, not a curated record. Gene Ontology annotation, cellular component: cytoplasm; SUMO activating enzyme complex. Lineage: Eukaryota; Oomycota; Peronosporomycetes; Peronosporales; Peronosporaceae.